Esox lucius (northern pike) is the source of this 1769-nucleotide messenger RNA. It is a transcript of the gene rab5if, whose product is annotated as RAB5 interacting factor. The coding region runs from base 259 to 642 and encodes 127 amino acids. The record is from RefSeq and is a predicted model, not a curated record. The transcript is spliced from 4 exons. Gene Ontology annotation, biological process: mitochondrial respirasome assembly. Lineage: Eukaryota; Metazoa; Chordata; Actinopteri; Esociformes; Esocidae.
UCGCAUUAUCUUAUUGGCUGUUACAGUCAGGGUCAAGUCUGGGCAAGAACUUGCUGCGCCUGCUCGAACCUUCAGGUCUUAUCCGCGACAUCAGUCUGUCGGUUUGUAGGAGCGUGGGUAUUUCUAACCGUUUUUAAGAACUUGACAAGAGUAAUCCAUUGAAAAAGACGUCAGGAACCGUAUAAUAUAUUCCUAAAAUUGGUGGCACGAGCGGUUUCUUAUACGUCUGCAAAACGCUGUGGUGACUGUCAGCAAAGAAUGACGAACGGUUCGAAGAGGAAAGAAGAAGUUCAUCUCGCCAAUGGGGGUGUAAAGCAGUCCACAUGGAGCAAAGUCUUUAACAGCACCGCUGUAUGGGAAGAUAAGGAUGAAUUUUUAGAUGUGAUCUACUGGAUUCGUCAGAUCAUCGCUAUCAUCCUUGGAGUGAUAUGGGGCGUUGCACCAUUUAAGGGAUUUCUAGGAAUAGCCAUAUUCUGUGUGAUCAACGCAGGGGUCCUGUAUGUGUACUUCAGCAGCUUUCAGCAGGUUGACGAGGAGGAGUAUGGAGGCACAUGGGAGCUCACCAAAGAAGGCUUCAUGACGUCCUUUGCGUUAUUCCUGGUGGUGUGGAUAAUAUUUUACACAGCACUACAUUAUGACUGAAGUCCUGAAGGAAAUCUGGUCUGUUGGAGACAAAUAUGAACAUUUCAGUUGAAGUAAAAGAAUGAAUUUCAGGACAUGAAGAGUGUACAAACUCCACGGUUUCUGGUGUGUUAUCACCCACAUCUAGGACCCUUCGAUAUGCAGUGCAUUACGGGAACCAUCGUUUUUGAAAUGAAUGAUCUUGUAAGAACAUCAUGUUAAGGUUACGGCCCUGUUUGACAGUUUUCUGGGUUCAUGUCAAUAGUCCUAACAUGGCUUCCUCUCCUUGUCUCCCUUCCUUGGUCUGCCUCUCCUUGUCUCCCUUCCUUGGUCUGCCUCUCCUUGUCUCCCUUCCUUGGUCUGCGCUGUCUGUCCUGUAAACUCAGGCCUGAUGAGGAAAUGUGGUAGAUGUGGGCGGCGUCACUGAAACUAGCUCUCACUUGUCCAGUUUUUUUCAUAUCAAUGCAGAUAAACUAGAUGAGACUAGAAGGGUUCUUUUUAGACUUGUCAUAACCAUUCAUGUGUUGCAUCCAUCCAUCUGUAUAUUCCCCACAGUUCACUGAUCUCACAAAUGCGUUGGUGAAAGCAUGUACGUGGCCAUAUUGCUUCCACCUACCCACUCAAGAUAGAUCAGUGCAGUCUUGGAGAGGUGGAAGGAAAAAUACAUUUCUGAAGUGUUGGAAUGGAGUGUCGUAUGUCCAACCUUAAAGCUAAAACGGUUCUGUGCACUGCCAUCAUUUGUUAUUGUUUUCAUUUUUUCUUUCCUUCAGAAAUGGCAUUGUCUAGCAGGCAGAUGGGGUUUUAAAUUAAAUUGUUUCUGUUUCUCAUAGCUUUCAGAUCAAGAAGUCUUACCUAAUGUUCUGGGAUUAAUUUAAUGUAUGUAAAUGCGCCAUUUUAUCACAAUCCACAUUGUAUUAAACUGAUUGGUUUGUACUUCUGUGUUAUAUCUUGUUUGAUGUAGCAUAUGUCAAAGUAUUUUAUAGUGUGUGAAUUAAAUAAUGAAUACAUUGUUUCUGCAAGCUGGCUGUCCUGACCCCUACCUGUUGUACCAGGUACAUGGUUAGCUUUUGACAGGAUUGUAUUUUCUGAUAGGAAUGUUUUGGGAAUCACAUUAAACAUGGGCUUACUUUAGCCUUCAUUUUUGAGGA